CCGGGUGGUGCGCUCCGGCAGCCAUGUUGCUUUCCGUUGGGCUGAAAGUUGAGGAAGAAGUUUAAAUCGGGGCGCGAGGGAGCGGGAGGAGCCGGCACCAAGAGGCAGCCCCGCUAAACCCAGCAAUCAUGUCCAGUAGCUGAGAGGAGGAGGGUAGCCGCGGAGAGGAACAAGUGUUUGCGUGUGAAGAAGAAUGAUUUCCAACCAGCAGAGCAGUAAUCGGCCCCGGGCCAGUAACGUCGGCUCGAUACUGCUGACCCCGCAGGAGAACGAGGGACUUUUCAGCUGCCUGGGGAGGAAAUGCCUGACAUUAUCGUCAGCCGUUGUUCAAGUAUUUGCAGCAGAGCGCAGUUCUCAUUGGACAAAAAAAUGCUGCGGAGUUGCCUGCCUUAUCAAAGACAAUCCACAAAGGUCUUACUUCAUCCGAGUAUACGAUAUAAAGGAUGGGAGACUAAUGUGGGAGCAGGAAAUGUACAACAAUUUUGUUUACAAUCAGUCUCGAUUAUACUUUCAUACUUUUAUCGGUGAUGUAAGUCAAAUUGGGCUUAAUUUUGCAAGUGAAGAAGAAGCAAGAAGAUUCAGAUUUGCAGUCAGUGACAUAAUUGGAAGACGCCAAAGGAGAACUGAAAAAAGGCGAGAUCCACCACCACUGAAUGGACCAUCUCUUCCUAUGGCUACAGUUGACAUUAAGAAUCCAGAAAUUACCAAUGUUCGAUACAAUGCACAGGUUAACAAUUUUGUAUAUGCCAAAGAUAAGAAGAAAGUAAAAGGUAAAAAGAAGAAAUUGACUAAGGCGGACAUUGGCACACCAAGUAACUUCCAGCAUAUAGGACAUGUUGGAUGGGACCCAAAUACAGGUUUUGAUCUGAAUAAUCUGGAUCCUGAAUUGAAGCAUCUGUUUGACAUGUGUGGUAUUUCUGAGUCACAGCUGAAGGACAAAGAAACAUCAAAAAUUAUAUACGAUUUUAUCGAGAAAAAGGGAGGAGUUGAAGCUGUCAAAAAUGAGUUGCGCAGACAGGCUCCACCUCCACCUCCACCUUCUAGAGGAGGGCCACCACCGCCCCCUCCUCCUCAUAGUUCAGGACCUCCUCCUCCACCUCCUGUUCGUGGGCGAGGUGCACCACCACCUCCACCCCCAUCAAGAGCCCCAUCAGCAGCUCCUUCAGCAGCUCCCCCACCACCUCCACCUACCAGGCCAGGAGUAGGAGCUCCUCCACCACCACCACCCAGCAGGUUAUAUCCUCCACCCCCACCACCUCCAGUCCCAUCAGGUCCCCCACCACCACCACCUCCACAUCCUCUUCCUGGAGGUCCAGGAGCUGCUGGACCACCCCCUCCUCCACCACCUCCACCUCCACCACCUGGCCCUCCACCACCUGGCCCCCCUCCACUCCCUGCAGUGGCCAUUGAAAAUGAUAGUGUUCCUUCACCUACUGGUAACAAAUCAGCUCUUCUGGAUCAAAUCCGAGAAGGCACUCAGUUGAAGAAAGUUGAACAAAGCAGUCGGCCAGUGUCUUCCUCAGGAAGGGAUGCACUGUUAGACCAAAUACGGCAGGGUAUACAGCUUAAGACUGUAAAUGACCAGGAUUCUUCUUCUCCAUCAACACCUACUCCUACAGCAGGAAUUGUGGGAGCAUUGAUGGAGGUGAUGCAGAAAAGGAGUAAAGCCAUUCACUCUUCAGAUGAAGAUGAGGAUGAAGAUGAGGAAGAAGACUUUGACGAUGAUGAUGAAUGGGAAGAUUAGAUUUUCUUAGCAAGACUGUAACCUACCUGUCUUUCUGAAUCUUGUAAAAUUGUCCUGUAAAUGUUCUGCAGAUUUUGCUGUAUAUUUUGUUGCCUUUGCUCUUUUUCAUAAUCUGUGCAAUACCUCAUUUAAUAAUUCAUUUGACAAAGCAUUGUGGGUAAAGAUAUUCCCUAUGCAACAUUUGAGUUGGGACAUAUAAGAAACUACAUAUGAAUGUGUUCAUUCCAACAACAAAAGUGAUUGAGUAGGAGCAAAGUUGACAUGAACUUUAAUUAUGCUUGUUCAAAGCCAGAAUAGCAACACUAUUUUUUCAAAACCAUGCAAUUUCUGUACCUAAGAAGAAGCAACUCUUAUUAAUGCUUCGCAUAGCACUAUUAACUUUUUUAAAUAUGGCUCUUCUAUUCGGUUUCUUCAGUACUUCAUGUUGCUGAAGCUGAUUAGAAUUUUGAAGUAAUAUGUCACAUGAAUGCACAGCUUACAGACAACUCAUUUGUGUCUUACUGUUCAGCAAUACUGUCUUGGAGUGAUUCAAUGCAAAGAUGCACAGCAACUUAUGUGAGUGUUUUAUACUGUAUGCAGCAAUACUGUCGAUCAUGACUAUUUUCAGUUGAAAUCCCCUUACUUAUGUCUGUUACUUUAUUAAAUAUUUAUACUCCUGGCUUAUUCCAUGUCUGUUGGAAAUUAGGUCAAGUCUUUUCAAAUAGGAAUCUUGUGAAAACUCUAAACACAAUCGGGGGACAAAUAUUUUUUUAACCCUUAAAGUGCUGAGUAACAGCAUUUCUAAUCAUUCAUAGUGCAUAUUUAGCAGUGUAAGGGUUGUGGAAAGUAGCCUAAUGUUCAGUUUUUAUGGAGGUGAAGGCUGUGAUUAGGAAUUUGCAUUUAAUGUAUUCAUAAAGGGCUGUGCUUAAUGCUUGUUAAACUGCAAUUUGGGGAAUAUUUGGAAGUAAACUCGUAAUAAUGAAUGUUGACAUCAGUAUCUUUACAUUAUAGUCCUUUUGAUGACCUUGCAUCCAAAUCAAAGAGCAAACUCAAUACAGAUUUGCAAUUAUGGAAUGGAACUUUUAACUGAAAAAUGUCUAAAAUAAAUGUUUAAAAAUCA
Molecule: messenger RNA, 2843 nt
Organism: Carcharodon carcharias (great white shark)
Lineage: Eukaryota; Metazoa; Chordata; Chondrichthyes; Lamniformes; Lamnidae
Gene: wasla
Product: WASP like actin nucleation promoting factor a
Exons: 11
Coding region: 194-1744 (516 amino acids)
Biological process (GO): actin filament organization
Cellular component (GO): cytoplasm; endoplasmic reticulum membrane; nucleus
Molecular function (GO): microtubule binding; actin binding
Source: RefSeq, a predicted model, not a curated record